GUUUGUUUCUUUCAUAUCUCAUCUGGCUUUCCUGAAUGUGAUCUUUUCGGCUGUUCUUUGGGCACUUCCCAAGGGUAGGACCUUCCAAAGCUCAUAUCUUAAAUUAAUGUUCAUUUUAAUUGUGUAAAUGUUUCAAUCCCUAAUCAAACAGUAGGCUCCUUGAAGGCAGAAUUUCCCAAAGGAGGCCCUUUAAAACUACAGUCCUUAUCUUGUAUUAAUGUUCACUUUAAAGAGAUCAAAGUUCAAUCGAAUCCCCAAGACUUGUCUCAAUUUUGUGUAAACUUGGUGCAACACUGAGUAUCUCAAAAUAUCCCCCGGCACCCGUCAGAGUACGGCGCGUUGGUACCAAAAAUCACGGGCUCGGAAGGCGGAAGGAGCUGGAAGCCACGGCUCCGCCCUCCUGCCUGGCACGUGCCGCCCCCUGGCGAAACUCAUUAGGUGGCUUCGAGUGAGUGAGUACGGCUGAACCGGAAGCACUCCAGACUACUCCCCGCGCCUCACAACAUGGCCGACCUCAACCGGCAGCUGCAGGAAUACUUGGCUCAGUCGAAAGGCGCAGCCUCGGCGGAUACAGUUCCCCUGCUUCCCACAGAGGGGAAGGAGGCGGCGGAAGCUGGGGGUGCGUCCUCGGUGGGAGUCUGGCUGGGCCGGGUGAAUCCAUUCCCAAGCCGGGGCGGCCUAGCUUGGGCCUGGCCACGGGGUUCGGCGCUGCCGCCAGAGGAGCCGGAGCCCGGCCCCGGGCCUCCGUGCCUGCCGAGUCUGUCGCGCUGGCAGCGCCUGACGGCGAGCGGGGUAUGCUUGGUGCUAGCGGUGCUCUGCUUCGGGCUGGCCGCGCUCUAUGCGCCGCUGCUGCUGCUCCGCGCCCGCAAGUUCGCCCUACUCUGGUCGCUGGGGUCAGUGUUCGCGCUGGCAGCUGCUGCGCUGCUACGCGGGGGCCCCGCCUGCCUCCGGCUGCUACGGUGCGAGGAACGGCCGUCCCGAGGCACGCUGUUCUACCUGGCGGCGCUGGGCGGCACGCUGUACGCGGCGCUGGGGCUGCGCAGCACGGCGUUCACAGCGCUCGGAGCCGUCGCCCAGCUGGCCGCGCUACUGGCUGCGCUGUUUGGCCUCCUGCCCUGGGGCAGCGGCCCGGCUCUGCGCUACGCGCUUGGGAGUCUGUGUGGCGGCUUGGCCCGAACCCUGCCCGUGUGAACUGAGAGCCCCCGGGGCGACUCGGAGACAGUGCCGGCUUCUCGCUACGAGGAUACCCGAGGCCCCGGGCAGAAGUCCCCAAAGGACAUCUAAGCUGUAAGGCGAGACGGCGAUGGUUGUGACGCUAGCUUAGGAGGCGGCCACACCGAGUAUUAAGGAACCUGGUAGCCUGCGGACCAAAUUGGCCAAGCUGAGUGGAGGCCAGGGGAUGCCUGUGAAAGGGGAGCGAGCGCCAACUUGGUUCCUCAAUUUCAGAACUUUUCUGCUAUAAAUCACGGAAGAUUUUUCUGGUGAAUUUUGACUUUACCUGCGGAAUAACUUUUGGGGUUUUCUCUUUUCAUCAUAUUAAAAUAAGUUCAGUAGACAAGAACAAGACUUCCAUUUGGACUUUUAUCCAAUUAGCCUGUUUUUAUUUCAUUUUCGUUUGGGUGGGACCACUUUUCAUUUAAAAUUGCCACACAAGUAGACUUUUUUUCUCUCGCUAGUACUUUUUAAACAAAAUUUUCUCCUUCCUGGCUAUAGUGUGAGUGAACUUAGGCCUAAGUGCAAUUUUAUUACAAGUUGAACAUUAAACACUUAAUUUUAUUUAUAGUUCUGUAGCUCAUCUCAGUUUUUCGUUUAUCUUUAUACUGUUUUGCCAUUGUAGCUGGCCAUUAUAGUGCCUUGUAGGAUUAAAGGAAAAUGGGCUGCUUCAGGAAGCUCAAGCGAUCCGAAGAUGUGUACCUCGCAGUUCCUAGAACCUGCCUCAAAAUGAGCUGUCAUCCUGUGGCUAGUUGAAAGAUAUCAGCCUGGAAUACAGCUACCUGGUGCUGUACUAUAGAUUUGUUAAAGACUUCUUUUUAAACUGACAAAAAAUUGUAAGGUACUGUUGAUGUUUCCAUUAAUAGAUUACAUUCCUUGUUCUUGACUUGUUCCUAGGCUUGCAAGAUCUUAACUAUUUACUGUUUAUUUACAAGCUUAAAUUGCACUUUAAAUUUGAUUGUGAGUCUACCAACUAAAACAGAAAAACUUACCACAGGUAACAAAACAGGUCAGAAGAUAUGUAUUAUACUAUUAUAUAUUUAAAAUGUGUAAAUCCUGAAUAAGAUUUUAUCAGUUUUAAAAAUUGGCUUCACCAUUAUUUUAGGCUAGACUAUAACAUACAGUACUCUUAAUAGGAAGCAGUACACCAAGUGACACUAGAAAGAGCCUGUGUAGCUGGUUCAGGUCAAGUUGUAUCGAGAUAGGAGCCCUUAUAUUCUCCAUGCUUCUCAGAAGGGUCAAGUAACUUUCAAUGUCUGUCUGCCAACUCUUGUAUUGGAGAUCGUUAAUUGCCAAGAAUAUAAGCACGGGUUGUGGAUAGCUCAUGUCCCAUUCAUGGUAUCUAUAUUAGCAUUGAAAUUCUUUAGAUAUGCUGUGUAGACAUGAGCAAAUGAUAACUUUCUGCCUCACUUUCCCUAUCCGUAAAAUAGAGAUAACUACCUACCUCUCAAAUAUAAAUUACAUCACAAUAUUGUAUUAAUGUUUGGUUACAAUAAAUUUUGACUUUCAAAUCAGAAAA
Messenger RNA from Monodelphis domestica (gray short-tailed opossum), 2731 nucleotides. It is a transcript of the gene SFT2D3, whose product is annotated as SFT2 domain containing 3. Gene Ontology annotation, cellular component: membrane. Gene Ontology annotation, biological process: vesicle-mediated transport. The record is from RefSeq and is a predicted model, not a curated record. Lineage: Eukaryota; Metazoa; Chordata; Mammalia; Didelphimorphia; Didelphidae.